GCUACGAAGUGCAUCAAACUAGUGACAUAGACUCUUUUAUCUCAAUGGCUCCUAAAAUUCAUGACCUGUUAGCCCUUUUCACUUUUUUCCUAUCCUUGAUUUUUGCACUCAUGAAGAUUAGGAAAAAUUUCAGAAACACGGCAUCUACAACUAUACCCCCAGGGCCAUGGAAGCUACCUAUCAUAGGAAACAUUCCCCAGCUUAUUACAUCUCUGCCACAUCGAAAAUUAAGAGACUUGGCCAUAAGGUAUGGACCUUUAAUGCAUCUGCAACUAGGAGAGGUCCUCUUCAUUAUUGUUUCCUCAGCAGAGUAUGCUAGGGAGGUAAUGAAAACCCAUGAUUUUCUCUUUGCAUCAAGGCCUCAUCUUCUAGUCUCGGAUAUAGUGUUUUAUGAUUCCACGUAUAUUGCUUUUUCACCUUAUGGUGAUUAUUGUAGACAACUUCGAAAGAUCUGUGCCAUAGAGUUUUUAAGCUCAAAAAGGGUUAGAUCUCUUUGGCCAAUCAGAGAGAAAGAGAUCACUACCCUCAUCAAAUCGAUUGCUGUUGGGGUUUUUGGGCUCCCUUCCUAUGUGGAGAAAGGCCCAAAUAUAUAAGCCCACUUUGUCUCACUUAAACAAGUGGAGAGGGGUCAGCUAGGGUUGAGAGAGAGGUCUAAUUUGGCAAGAGAAGCAAAGAGAAAAGUGAGAGAGAAGAGAAGAAAAAGGAUUUUCGCACAAAGUCUGAGCAGUGUUUUUAGAUCUGCCGCCACGCCUUCGUUCACCGUCCGAUCGGGCUGAAAUUUAGACAGCAGGUUCGUGACUCGUGGUUCUUCAAUCUAAACGGUGUGAUUGGCGAGAUGAUUCCUGUGUUGGGAGAAAACUGCGUCGGACAGUAGCUGCAAAAUCUGGUUUUUCUGGUUUUCUUGGUUCUCUAUUUCAUACUUGUUGCUUUGUUGUUUGGCCAAUUAUUGUGCACGAAUUGUGCUGUGUAUUAAGACUCUCUUGUAACCUGAUUUGACAGUAGUGGAGCUCUAUUACUGGCUUGGUCCCGUGGAUGUUUUCCUUCUCACAUUGAGAAGGUUUUUACCACGUUAAAAAUAUUGGUGUCUCUUUGUUUGUGA
Messenger RNA from Lotus japonicus, 1099 nucleotides. Its product is annotated as cytochrome P450 71D11-like. The coding region runs from base 45 to 593 and encodes 182 amino acids. Lineage: Eukaryota; Viridiplantae; Streptophyta; Magnoliopsida; Fabales; Fabaceae. The transcript has a single exon. Gene Ontology annotation, molecular function: iron ion binding; monooxygenase activity; oxidoreductase activity, acting on paired donors, with incorporation or reduction of molecular oxygen. The record is from RefSeq and is a predicted model, not a curated record.